CUCAUUGCCCAUCAAGGUUCUCACACAAAGUGCUCCGGCCCGCUCGAACAAUCGCCGACCCUCGCCAUUCCGCCGCCCCGCGUCGAUACGGAACACUCGCGAAGCCGUUGCCAGACAGCCGAAAGAGCCCCACGUCGAAAAAUAAUCAAUUCAAUUGAAGCAGUGCCACAUUCGCAUCACGCUUGCUUGUCCUUUUCUUGCUCGACGACCCCACGCCUUCGCACUGCGCGGCUCUGAUCUAUCUUGCUUAUCUCCGCGGACCGUCCGACGCUGGCCUCGCGCCCUAUGCUACCACCAUGAUCCAAGCGGACAGGAACACUCCGGGUGUUCCCCCUCGCGGCGCCGCUUCGGUGUUCUCGUUCGCCGGCGCCGCAACCCAUGCCCGCCAGAUGAACAGCGGGCUGGACAAGGACCUCGUCGGCUACCAAGGCCACACCCACCAGCUCCUCCAGGCCCCGGCUCACGCGGCCAACAGACUCGAUGCCGCGCCGCCCGCCUUCACCGCGGCCGCUCACGACCACGACUGGCUCAUCGCCGACGGCUACCCGGCAUUUCUAGCGGCCGACGCGCCGUCAUGGGACCCCACCGACUAUGUCUACUCGUCCGGGGCGCUGUCCAUGUCGCACGCCGAUGGGUUUGGCCACCUAAUUGGCUCCCACGAUGCCAACCAGGCACAAAGUGAGAGCGCCUUUGGCUGGUCCGCCGUCCCGGAUAGUGCUGCUUCGACUGCCGUCGCGCAUGAGGGUGCCCCCGGCCCGGCCCUGGUGCGCAGGAACUCGACGACCAGCAGCUGCGCAGGAUCCAGCUGUAGCAGCGCAUGCGUCUACGGCGAUCGGUGCGACAUUGCCGAGCCCUGCGAGCUCGGCGACGAGUGUGAACUCGACCAGCCUUGCGAGCUCGGCGACGAGUGUGGGCUGGACCAGCCAUGUGACGCGUCAGACUGCGACGACGAGCCCGUCUGCGUGGACGAGUCCUGUCCAGCCUAUACCUGCGAAGAAACAAAGGCCGCCGCCACCCUAGCCUCGUUCGUCGCCACCGAUGCUGGCGCAACCCCAUCCGCGCAGCGGCAGCACCUUGAACCUUUGCAGGCCAGCCACUCGACGUUCCCCUCGACGUCCUCGGUUGUGCCACAGCACGAUACCGCCCGGAACGCCCACUGCGAUGGCUCCAUGGUAGCACCCAAGGCGGUCAUCCAGCAUCUGAUCGAGAGGCACAAUGAUCCGUCGGCCGAGUCCUGCGUUCGGCCUUGCCUUGUGGACCAGCCACCCAACUACUCCGUCUGCCCCAUGCCGUGCUUGCUGGAACACCCCCAGCUGCACGGCCACCAGUGCCCAUGUGACGACAGCUUCUUCUUCACGGCCCUCGACAGCAACGGCCCGAUGGACUGGGACAACCCUUCGGCGCUGGCAUCAGACUGCAGCGCCCACUGGACAAGCGGAGACGAGCUCCUUCAGCACUGGCACAUGCAGCAUAGGGCCAUGUUUCUUCACCCACACCACCAGCAACACCCCCUCGAUCGCCCUUUGGAACAUGAGUUCGGCGCCAUAUCGUCGCACGGGCGCCUCCAUACGCCGCCAUUCAUACCAUCUCAAGACGAUUCUUUGGCAGUACACGCGCACCACCCACUGGCGUCGUCACCAGCCACCACACUCACCCACGACCCGUCCACCAUCGCCACCCCGCUGACGGGUGCGUCCACAGCCUUUUCCCCGCCGCCGACAACACCAGCCGGCCUCAAUGAAAACGGGGUCGUCCCCAACGAAGGGUCACGAGCUGGUGACCCGGAAGCAGUCGGCGAGGCCUUUCAGUGUCUGUGGUGUGACUCCCCCGGCGCCAGCUGCUGUGGGCAGGUGUUUGACAAUCCCAAAGAUCUCAAUCUCCACGUCAUUGGCUACCACGUCAAGAUGUUGGAAAGAAGCGACGGCGGCUACGUGUGCGGCUGGCAAGGCUGCAAGCGCAGCUCCGAGGGCAAAAAAGGGUUUCCACAGAAGAGCAAGAUCGAGCGUCAUGUGCAAACCCACACGGGAGAAAAACCAUACAAGUGCCCGACUUGCCACAUAACGUUUUCGGCCAAGCAGGCGCUGGACCAGCACGAGCUCAUCCACAAGGGCUCCAAGCCGCUGCCUUGCGAGUACCCUGGCUGCAACAAGACAUUCAGGCAGCAGAGUGCAAGGACCAUGCACAUGCGUACCCACACCAAGGUCAAGCCCCUCGCCUGCAACAUAUGCGGGCGGCGCUUCAGCGAGUCGUCGAACCUGUCCAAGCACCGCAGGACGCACGCCGAGGUCGGUGCCUUCAUGUGCCGCCACCCAGGGUGCAGUAAGACCUUUCACCGCAUGGACCAGCUCCGCCGCCACAAAAAGACCCACGAGACCAAGAUCAAGAUCCGCCGAGGGGGCGCCUACCAGGCCGCCCAAGCGGCCCCGGGCACUCUCGAGGACGACGGCGCCGCCGGCGACAACCCUGGCGAGUCUACCAGCACGUCCCCCGACAUGUCUGAAAGCGAGUCCCUGUGAAGUCGUCCGAGAUGAACACGCAUCCCUUUCUCAAGUCGUCACUGCACCUCAUUCCGCAUUUUAAAAAGGAUACCCCAACCUGCAGGCGUUGAUUUCUUUCUCUCCUUCAUUUCCCAGAGCGUGCUAUCUUGUAUUGGUAAUUUUAUAGUCAUCUUGCUGUUGGAUCUGCACUCCAUUUUCUUUCCCUUCACUUCUCAAAGAGUAUCCCUCAUUUCCCGUUUUAUACCGGCCACCAAGGCUACAUUGAUGCUUAGGACUAAAUAGAGAAAUGAAGCGCUCUCUCAUGGACUUUGGCAAUGUGAGAGAAUGCAUACUGCACUGCAUUGCACGAGGUUCUGGGCUCGAGAUUGUUUU
Messenger RNA from Gaeumannomyces tritici R3-111a-1, 2870 nucleotides. Its product is annotated as zinc finger protein 664. NCBI's taxonomy places the organism in Eukaryota, Fungi, Ascomycota, Sordariomycetes, Magnaporthales, Magnaporthaceae. Gene Ontology annotation, biological process: regulation of transcription by RNA polymerase II. The transcript has 3 exons. The record is from RefSeq and is a predicted model, not a curated record. Gene Ontology annotation, molecular function: DNA-binding transcription factor activity; RNA polymerase II cis-regulatory region sequence-specific DNA binding. The coding region runs from base 297 to 2516 and encodes 739 amino acids.